This is a messenger RNA of Cephus cinctus (wheat stem sawfly), 3684 nucleotides long. It is a transcript of the gene Mat89Ba, whose product is annotated as nucleolar protein 6. The record is from RefSeq and is a predicted model, not a curated record. Bases 178 to 3606 code for a protein of 1142 amino acids. Lineage: Eukaryota; Metazoa; Arthropoda; Insecta; Hymenoptera; Cephidae. Gene Ontology annotation, cellular component: small-subunit processome; CURI complex; UTP-C complex. Gene Ontology annotation, biological process: rRNA processing; tRNA export from nucleus. The transcript is spliced from 12 exons.
CAGUCUAUAGCACGGGAGUAUCGUGUCUACAAUAAGUGGUCUGUCGUUUAUCCAAGCAACCAUGCCGCUGUCGCUGGUUUCUUAUCCUAUUUAAUUUUUUGCAAGUGUUGUACAUUAAACAAUUUAUUAUUACAAUUUGUAUUGUAUAGAUUUGGUAUUGUUCGAAGAAAAUUGAAAAUGAAAGUCAAACGUCAUACUAAGUUGGAUGAUAAAAAUGAUGCUACUUUGAAUACAGAAGAAAUUGACCACUGUGAAAAUGUGAAUGAACGCGCGAUUGCUGGAAAAAGAAAGGCUAAUAACGAUGAAGUUAUACCUAAAAAGAAAGAAAAAUUCAAUAAGGACUUAUAUGCAGCACCAACAGUAGAAGAAUUAAAUCAGCUUCGAGAAACUGAAAAUUUGUUCCAUUCAAAUCUUUUUAGACUUCAAAUAGAAGAGGUUCUCUCCCAAGUCAAAGUCAAAGAUAAAUAUAAAAAGCUAUUUGAUGCCUGGUUCGUCAAAUUCAAAGAGUACAUUGAAUCAAUUGAGGAAACAGAAGAAUGUCCCCUCACUGAGGAAGAGUCAUUACAUAAACUUGAGGCUGUGGUGCCAAUUACCAAUAUCCCUGAACAGAGAAAAGGGACAUAUUGUUUCAAAAAGCCAUCUUCGGUAUCCGUUGUGGGGUCUUAUGCACUUGGUACAGUUAUAGGACCCCAGGUUUCUGUUGAUGUAUCUGUAGAAAUGCCAUCAAGUCUAUUUCAAAAAUUAGACUAUCAAAAUUAUCGUUAUAUAAGAAAAAGAGCCAUAUACUUGACGUUUAUUGCUUCGAAAAUCAGAGAAGACUUAGCAAAAUCAGUCAAAUUUGUGCAUGAUGGAGAAAACCGUAGACCUUAUUUAAAACUUAUUCCUGCAGGUAGUUUAGGAAAAAAGUACACAAUUUUUGUGAAAAUUACAGCACAUGAGAAUAGCUUCAAACUAGGUCGUUUUCAUCCCAUGAAAAAUGGGGUACGACCUAGUUGGAUCUUCAAUGAAGGCACACAAGAUGAAUCUCUGAUACCAACACCAAAAUACAAUACUCUCAUUCUUUAUGAUUUGGUUGCCUCAGAAACUAAUUAUCGUAAUUCAAAACUCUUAAGGGAAUAUCCCAGUAUAAGGGAUGGGAUAAUUUUACUUAAAAUAUGGCUGACUCAAAGAUGUAUGACUGAUGGUUAUGAUGGGUUCAAUGGACACGUUCUAACCAUGUAUGUGUUGUAUCUGUUACAUACAAGGAAAUUAAGUACUUUCAUGAGCAGCUAUCAAAUCAUUAGAAAUGUUUUCAACUCUUUAGCAAACAGUGAUUGGUGUCACGACGGUAUCACUAUGUGCCAAGAUGAUGGCAUAACAACUAGGAUUUUAGAGUAUCACAAGUAUUUUGAUUGCGUCUUUCUGGAUGCUACUGGCUACCAUAAUAUUGCUGCUAAUAUAUCUACAGAAACUUUUAAUUGGGUCAAAAAUCAAGCAGACAUUGCUAUAAAAUGUUUAGAUAAUGCACACACGGAUAGCUUUCAAAUUCUAUUCAUGAGAAAAAUACCAUUUCAUCAAGCUUUUGAUAAUAUUAUACGGUUUCACGAUACUGUUGCUUUGGAAAGUAUAGUGGAUGAAAAAUCUCCCUACAUGGACAAAGUCGAUUUUGGUACCAAUAAGCGUUCACAGGCUGUCAAGCUACUCGUGUUAGUUCUUAAAAAAGGUUUAGGAAAGAGAGUAUCACUUAUAACUGUAUUACCAAGUAAUAGAACAGAGUGGGAAGUUACUGAAGAGCCACCAAAAACAAUGGGAUUUAUCUUUAUUGGCUUGCAGUUAAAUCCAGAGUUUUGUUUCAACAUAGUUGAAAAGGGACCACCUGCUAAUUUACCAGAGGCUUUGGAGUUUCGUAAAUUUUGGGGUGAGAAAUCUGAACUUCGUCGGUUUCAUGAUGGCUCUAUUUGUGAGGCUAUUGUCUGGGGACAAGGAAAAACACUAACUGAAAAAAGAGAAAUGUGCAAAAGAAUUGUCAUGUUUUUAAUGAAAACUAAAUUUAAUAUAUCUGAGACACAGUAUAUUUACAUGGCUCAUGAGUUAGAAUGCUUCCUUCGUCUUCCGAAAAUAAAAAUAACAAAAUUUCAAUACGGGACUGGAGAAGAAGCUACUAUUAGGCUGAUACACGUAUUUAAUUCAUUGGAAAAGGAAUUAACCUCCUUAACUGAUUUGCCACUAACAAUCAGUGGUAUUCAAGGAUCAAGUGCUGUGCUUCGAUACACUGAUGUUUUUCCUCCAUUGGCAACUGUGCAUCUGCCUGAAAAAAAUCUUGAGGCUCGUGAAAACUGUUAUAUUUUUAGAGAUGCAACUCUUAACAGACUACCAAAACUCGUGCCUUGCAUAGAAGCUAGUAUUCAACUUUCUUCAAGUGGAAAAUGGCCCGAUGAGAUUGAAGCUGUACGAAAGGUCAAAACUGCUUUUCACAUACAGAUUGCGGAGUGCCUCAGAAAGAAUAAUCAACUAAAAACCCAAGCUGGUCCACACUACGUAGACGUUCUUAAGGAAGGUUAUGUGUUUCGUCUGACUGUUGCGCAUCAAAAAGAAAUAAAUUUACUGAAGCAACAAAUAGAUGAGGACGGAGUGAUCAAAUAUAGGGAUAAUAAACAAUCGAUAGAACUGGAAAAGAAACUUUUUCAUCUACCAAAGAUAACAGGAGCUCUUCAUGGUUUGCAUUCACAAGAACCAUCGUUCGGCCCCACGUGCUGUUUGGCCAAGAGGUGGUUGUCCUCCCAACUCUUGGACAAUUCCCACAUACCAGACAUCGUAGUAGAACUCCUAGUGGCGUCUAUGUACCUCAUACCAGAACCUUAUAGACCCGCACAGCAUCCUCAAGUCGCAUUUUUAAGAUUACUGGAAACAUUUGCUAGAAAUAAUUGGUCGACUGACCCUGUCAUUGUCAAUUUCAACAAUGAAAUGACUCGGGAUGAAAUAGUUACUGUUGAAAACAUUUUUAGAACUUCUCGAGAAUCUCUGCCAGCACUAUUUAUUUCCACACCGUAUGAUCAUCAGAACUCGAUAUGGACAAGUAAAGGUCCCAAUCAAUUGAUUCUGAAUCGUAUGGCUUCACUAGCUAGAGAAUCAUUAAAAAUCAUUGACACGCAGAUUGAGUCUUACACAGGAUUGAAAUGGAAACCAAUGUUUCAGCCCCCAUUGUCAGAAUAUGACUGUCUGAUACAUUUGAAACCAUCAAUGUGUCCUAGAAGAUUUCAAGCAAUUGAAUUGGAAUCUGAUCAUCCAGUCAUCGACUGGCAUACCUACAAGUAUCAUCAUCAGCAAAAGAUUCCAAUUGUGAACUUCGACCCAGUACAGUACUUUCUGACUGAUUUACGAAUUGGCUACGACAAGUAUGCGUUGUUCUUUCAUGACACUUAUGGCGGUACAACAAUUGGUGUUUUGUUGAGGCCGGAUAGUUUGGAUCGCAAAGAUUUCAAAGUUUCCAAUGUGGACUGCAGAAUACUGGAUGACAGUGGAAAACUGUUACUAAACGUGUCGACCAUGAUUGAGGAUUUUUAUAUACUUGGAAGAGGAUUAGUGGACAGUAUAGAUGUACAGUCCAAAAAGGUUUCAAUGAAUUGAAUUUAAAAUAUAUAUCUUCUGGAUAGCAUUGUAAACAGCAAAUGUAUAUAUAUAAAUUUAAUUCAUUAAGACAUCCCA